AUAAAGAAUUUAGUUUACUUAAUAGUAGGUAGGGACUAAAAUAUUUUAAUUAUCCAUGUCAGAUCACGCCACGUGUAAUCAUGAUGGGGCUACUCAACACUACAUUCACCUUGGGACUUUGCCGCUCCUUUACACUGCUAAUUAAUUGUCAAAGACGUAUCACAAUGCAAAUUGUACAAUUAUCAUCAGGAUAUGAUAUGCCUGUUGUUGGACUAGGUACAUGGCAGGCAAAAUCUGAAGAAAUAGAAAAUGUUAUAACUACUGCACUUAAUACAGGAUACAGACAUUUUGAUACAGCAUUUAAUUAUAAUAAUGAAGAAGCAAUAGGAAGAAGUCUUAAAAAAUGGUUUGAUCAAGGAGGAAAUCGUAAAGACCUUUUUAUAACAACAAAAUUACCAAAUUUUGGCAAUCGACCAUCUGAUGUUGAAAAGUUCAUAAACUUAUCACUACAAAGAUUAGGAUUAGAUUAUGUAGAUUUGUAUCUGGUUCACAUGCCAUUUUCAUUCAUUCAAGAUCAAAAUUCUUUUGCACCAGCAACAAAUACAGAUGGAACAAUUACUUUAGAUCUUAAAUCAGAUCCUGUAGCAGUCUGGAAGGAAAUGGAACAUCAAGUGAAAAAAGGUCUAACAAGAUCUAUUGGACUAAGUAACUUUAAUGAAUCACAAAUUCAAAAUAUAAUAAAUAAUUCUGAAAUUAAACCCAGUAACAUACAGGUUGAGCUACAUGCUUAUAUGCAACAACAAUCACUCAAACAAUUUUGUCAGAUGCACGAAAUUUAUAUAACAGGAUAUAGCCCUAUUGGUUCACCUGCAGCUAAACAGCAUUUUCAAACAAAAUACAAUUAUACACUACAAACGUUUCCAGACUUAUUGGGGCACUCAGUUGUUAAAAAAAUAGCUAAAAAUCAUAAUAAAACAACAGCACAAAUAUUAUUACGACAUGCUAUACAAGGAGGAAUUACUGUAAUACCAAAGAGUUCUAAUCCAGACAGAAUCAAAUCAAAUAUUGACAUAUUUGAUUUUACAUUGACAAAUGACGAAAUGGGACAAUUAAAUAACUUAGACCAAGGUGAAGAUGGAAGAAUUUUUGAUUUCUUAUUUUUUAAUGGAGUUGCAAAUCAUCCACACUACCCUUUCAAUGUCCAAAUGAAGAAAUCAGUGAUCUCUACAUAGUUUUAUUAUAUUGUAAAAACAUUAAAUAGUAUUAGGCGAAAGCAAAAACAAAAAAGUUAAAUAUAGUUUUUUCAUUGAAUGACUAUGAAAACGAAGGCUAUUUACAAUUUAUCUGAAUUCCAAGAGAAUCAAGAUAAUUAUGAUAAUAAAUCAUAUACGUUUGUCUUACUAUUACUGAAUUUAGAUAAACCACAUCAAAUUGUAUUUCCAAGAUUUUAUAUAUUACAACUCAUCAUUGUUUUUAUCA
Molecule: messenger RNA, 1419 nt
Organism: Ceratosolen solmsi marchali
Lineage: Eukaryota; Metazoa; Arthropoda; Insecta; Hymenoptera; Agaonidae
Product: alcohol dehydrogenase [NADP(+)]-like
Exons: 7
Coding region: 81-1172 (363 amino acids)
Source: RefSeq, a predicted model, not a curated record